This is a messenger RNA of Ichthyophthirius multifiliis, 1361 nucleotides long. RefSeq lists its product as hypothetical. The record is from RefSeq and is a predicted model, not a curated record. The annotation marks the transcript as partial. The transcript has a single exon. NCBI's taxonomy places the organism in Eukaryota, Ciliophora, Oligohymenophorea, Hymenostomatida.
AAAAAAAAUGAAAUAAUAAUCCAUAGCAUUUUGUUUACUUCUAUUAGUUAUCGGUUCUUAAACCGUCUUAAUGAGUGAAAAAUAAACUACAUUUAAGAAAAUGAGAUCCAUAAUUACCAUUAUGUCUUAAGUAUAGACCAAAUUAACUACUAACGGACCUAUUAACGACAUAGCUGAUCUCUUAUUUAACUAUUUCUAAGAAAUUAUAUAAGAAUAAAUAAAUCACGAUACUCUUUUCGAAAGAUAAAAAAAAGAAUGUGAUGAAGAAGCUGAAUAUCGUGCUAAAGAAGUAAAAGAUGGAUAAUAAGCUCAUGAUUCUGCUUAAGUAACUUUAGAACACUGCAAUAGUUAAAAUAAUAGAGCCGAAAGAGAUUUAUCUAACAACUUAGAUGAAUAAUAGAAGACUAGAGUUUAUUUACAAAACCUUAUUUUAACUAGAGAAUAAUAGGCUGCUAAAUUCUAAGAAGAUACUCAAUCUUAUAAAGCUAAUUCAGCUGCUGUUGAUGAAGCUAUUUCUAUUUUGUAAGAGAUAUGGUCUGGAUAAUCUGAAUUUAUCUAACUUUCUAGACAUGUUAACAAAAUGUUAAAACACGCCAUUUCAAUGAGAAAAGUUAACAAAAUUGCUCCCUUAAUGGCUGCUUUUGCAUAACUUUCAGCUAAAUAACUAAUAGCUGAUGAAGCUUAAUUAUAAUAAGUACUUAGAUUAUUAAACUAAUUCAGAUAGGAUGUGGAAAAUGAUUAUAGAGCUAAAGAAAAGGCUGAAUAAGAAGCUUAAGAUGCCUUUGCUGAAUCCAAAGCUGCUACUGAAGAUUAUCUUGGUCAUUUAGAAUAGGCUUAGAAAGAAUUAGAAGAAGAAUUAAAAGAAUUAAAAUCUUGUAUUAACAAUUAAACUGCUAUUUCUUAAUCAGCAGCUGCUAAAAUUAGAAGAAAUUAAGAUUUAUUAGAUUCAACUUCUAAUAUGUGUGUAGCUUUUGCAAAUGAAUAUGUAUCUGCUGCUUAGGGAAGAAUAGAAGAAGUUGAAUUAUUACAAGUUAUUCUUGAAAAAGUUAAACUUAGAUAUGAAUAAUUAUCUGAUAAUGUGAUCAUUAGAGGAUUAUAAUCUAAAUUCGAUGAAUAUACUAACAAAUCACCUUAUGAAAGAGUUGAUUCUUUCGUACAUUAAUAAGGUGAAUUCAAUGAAAAAGGAGCUGCUGAAGCUCGUUAUGUUAGAAAUAAAGAUUUAGAACAAUUAUGAUUAAAUUGAUGUAUUAGAAAAUUAUAUAAAUAUAUAUAUAUAAAAAAAUAUUAUAUAAAGAAUAUUAUAAAUAAAUUUUUUAUAUAAAGAAUAUUUUUUUUUUUAUUAAUAAUAUAUCUUUUUUAUU